Molecule: messenger RNA, 6425 nt
Organism: Hemibagrus wyckioides
Lineage: Eukaryota; Metazoa; Chordata; Actinopteri; Siluriformes; Bagridae
Gene: cep170aa
Product: centrosomal protein 170Aa
Exons: 14
Coding region: 1031-4663 (1210 amino acids)
Cellular component (GO): centriole
Molecular function (GO): protein binding
Source: RefSeq, a predicted model, not a curated record
GCACUGCUUGGAAAGCCCAAUUUCCAAACAGUAAUAAUUACAUGUUUUCCAGCUAGAGGCAGUGAUGCAGUCUGUCCUUUAUUACUGUUCAGGAUGCAUCGAGACACAUUUACAGUAACUCUACUGUACAAAGAUGAUGUAGCAGUAUGAGCCUCAGACCACCUCCUGAUAUCCUGUGCUUCAGUGAUCAGAUCACGACCUCAUUCACACAUGUCCUACACCGUCCACUCGUGCUCCUAUCACCCAGGACGCUUAAUAAUCCCGGGUGUGAGUAGCAGCAUUAAGGAAGUGAAAAGAAUAAAAAAUCUGCAAUUCAGGUCACACCCGUGUGUGUUUUCUGUGUGUUGCUGUAGCAGGUAGAUCAAAAAGGUGGAUGUAUUCUUGAACGAGUGCAGUUUUGACAUGACAGAAUUCAUGUCCUGGAGUGCCUCUUAAUUAAAUUCACCCUGAGACAGCAGGCUCUUUGUGAAAUGAAGCUGUAUUGCUGUACACAGCCGAUAACGCAGUGCUUUCUGAGGUAAAAAAAAAAAAGAAAAGAAAAAGGCACUUUUAGGGACAACACUAGACACUGAAUGGCAUUGUUUAGCUUCGCCUUCCAAUCCAAAGCAAAGCAGAGCAUCUUCUUUUUAUGCCUAAGGGGCAAAGCAAGAGAGAGAGAGAGAUAAAACUCGGUGUAACUGCUUCCCACAUCAAAGUGCCCUGUCCUACUGCUAUAUUUAGGCUGCGGUGAAGGCAGUUCUUCCUCAGUGAAAGGUAGUGGAGUUGGAGCAGCUAAGAGGGGAAGAGCAGCAGCAUGCAAAGGAACUGUGAAUAGACGUGUUUGUAGCCAAGCCCAACCCCCAAGCUGGAGAUUGUCACCGAAGGGUUUUUCACAUGCAUCUCUCUAAAGCCACACCGCUCCUUUGCCUCUUACCACUGAAACCUCACACGCCUUGUUCAUACCAAGCGGACAGAGAAAGCUAAGGAGAAUGGUGUGAGCGCUGCAGGCCCUGAGCCCAGCUACUUCGAGAUCCCAAGUAAAGACGGCCAGAUGGCAGAGGACAGCAUUCACGAAGUCCCAACCAAGGACACGGAGAGCAGCGCAGCAGCAGCAAAAGCCGCCCAGGCGAACACCUCCUUCACUAUUGAGUUUGAUAACACCUCUCCAGGCAAGGUGACCAUUAAGGAUCACGUGUUACGUCCGAGAUCGAAAAAAUCUCAGCCAGGGAGCAAAGAGCUCAGCAGCCUGCAGGCAGCCAUCAUGGCUUCGGAGAGCAAAGUGGCCGAUUGGCUCGCACACAACAAUCCUCCCAUGGUGAGACGUGAGUCCACAGAGGAAGACAGCAAAAGCAUUAAGAGUGAUGUGCCUGUACAUCUCAAGAGGCUGAAAGGCAGCAAGCACGAGGACGGCACCCAAAGCGACUCAGAGAACGGCCUCGGUCUACGUUUUGGUAGCCGACGCCACGCUGCUCUGGAGGAACGCUUGAAAGCAGCUGGACUCACGCGUGCCAAAGUCACCGGGGCAGAGGGCUCGGGCUCCAGCAGCCGCACCGCAUUCACCAUCGAGUUCUUCGACGAGGAGAACCCACGCAAACGCCGCUCCUACUCCUUCUCCCAGACUGCACCACUGUUGGGCGGUAUGGCAGGAGAGGGACUGUGUCCGGCACCACCCUCUCAUCCUAAGGGCACUUCAUCAGCACUGGCAACAGUGGCACCUACAGCAGCGCGACUGCUGCAGAAGAAAAGGUCAGAGGACAAGACGGCGGUCCACGGAGAGGAGACUCAGAAGCAGGAUGACGAUCAGAGCGACAAAGGCACCUACACCAUCGAGCUGGAGAACCACAACCCUGAGGAGGAGGAGGCCCGCCGUAUGAUUGAUAAGGUGUUCGGGGUGGAGAACUCUCAGAAUCCUGGUUGCUCAGUGCAACAGAAAACGAAGGACAGUAAGAAGACCAGCAGCACUAAAGCUGAGAGCCUUUUGGAGGAAUCAGUUGCAGUUGGCAGUCCACACUGGGUUUCUCAAUGGGCUACUUUAGCUGCUAAUCACACAAGAACCGAUCCUGAGGGUUCUGGGGCAGAACCCACACACUUUGUUCAUCAAGAGCGAGAAGCUGAUGCAUUUGAGUCAGGUGUGUCUUUAAGGAGCACUGGCUCUACGACCUCUAGCCAGGCUGAGCGGAAGAGGAGGACACUGCCUCAGCUUCCCACUGAGGAGAAGAGUAGGUUGGGGAAGGUCUCCACCACCACAGGACUACGCUCCGAGAUCGGCGAGAAGCAAGACACCGAACUCCAAGAAAAACAACACAAAGGAGAUGGUGAAUGUGUCUCCACUCCCAGCAAGAAGGACACUACAAGUGGAAAGACAAACCAAGUGCAGACAGCCACUUCCAAGCCUCCUGUGCCUCCCGUGGGAGGGGUAGAGAAGCAGAGUGAGGAGUCUUGCAGGAGGCGUGCUGAGGACAGGAGCAAAGGGAGUGAUGGUGAGCGGAGCGGGAAGCCCCUGGUGCGUCAAGGCAGCUUUACCAUCGACAAGCCAAGCGCCAAUGUUCCGCUUGAGCUUAUCCCACGCAUCAACCAGCGACAGUCCGGGGGCAGAGAGCGGAGUGACUCAGCUGGCAGCAUGGACACGGCCACUUUGCUCAAGGAUACCGAGGCUGUUAUGGCCUUUCUAGAGGCCAAAUUGCGUGAUGAGAAAAAGCUGGAUCCAUCACCACCCCCUGGCUACCCUUCAGGACGCACUUUUUCCCCAGAAUUGGAUACUGACCCGACUAAAGCAGCAGGCCGCACUGAAGUGCCACAGAAGCGCCGUUCGCUCAGCAGUCUACACAGAGAGAAAAGCAACAUGAGCUCAGCUGGAAAGAGCACAACUAAUGCACGGGAGAGACUGGAGAGGAAAGCCAAGCCCAAAACCUCAGACGGGCGCCUGGAUUCCCGUCGCUCUGCCCAUACAAGUCAGAGGGCCCGCCAGCCUUCUAUGGACCUGACAGAUGAUGAGCAGACAUCCUCAUUGCCCAUUUCUGAUGUACUCUCUGAUGACCAGGAGAAUGGACGUAGCCCCUUCACGUUCACUGAUGACUUGCUGCACUCCAAACUGGACUCCUCUAAAGCUGCUAGAGCCGGUAAAUCCAGCAGGACACACCAGGCCAGCACUUUGUCUAUGGGAAAGCCUCAGUUGCCUCAGCCUCGGCCCACUAGGGCAUCUCUUCUGAGACGUGCUCGACUUGGAGACACAUCUGACACAGACCUGGCAGAUGCGGACCGGGUGUCAGUUGCAUCCGAAGUGUCCACUACCAGCUCCACAUCCAGGCCACCAUCGGGCAGGAAGGCACCAUCUCGCAUCGACAUGCUGGCACAGCCCAGGCGCACCAGGCUUGGGUCCAUGUCGGCGCGUAGCGACUCGGAAGCCACAGUGUCACGCAGCACUACAUCGAGGAUGUCGGCUGAGACGGCUCUGAGACUGGGCUUGCGCCCCACCAACCCUGCAGACAGCAAGCUGAACCCACGCCUUCGGGCAAACAGCGUCUCCAAGCUGACAGACACUAAAACCAAGACCACAGCAUCCAUCUCCAGUGCUCCAGCAGAGCACGUUCACACAGAGAUGUCUCAACCAGAGCCGGAGGAUGACCUAGCAGACGAGGAGCCCAUGGCCAGCAGCAGGUGGCGGCGACUUAAUACAGAAUACGGCUCCACCUCCGAAGACGAGUUCGGCUCGAACAGGAACUCGCCCAAAGCCGGGCGUCUGAGGCCAGGCACUGCUCUGCGUACCAGUAGAAUGAGCAGCACAGGCACGGUGACAACAAGCCCUGGUGGCAUCACCAUCAAACACAGGAUGAGAGAGCAGGAGGAGUACAUCAGAGACUGGACAGCCCACAGCGAAGAGAUCGCCAGGUUAUUCCCCUGUGUGCGCAGGAUCAGUCAGGACCUGGCCAAGGAUCUGGCUAUUCUGGCACGGGAGAUCCAUGACGUGGCCGGCGAGAUCGACUCGGUCAGCUCCUCCGGCACAGCACCAAGCACCACGGUGAGCACGGCGGCCACAACGCCUGGCUCUGCCAUCGACACCAAGGAGGAGUUGGUAGAGCGAGUUUUUGAUGAAAGUUUGAACUUUCGGAAGAUCCCCCCUGUGGUGCAGACCAAGACCCCGGAGAUGAACGGCCGGCCUGUGGAGCUGCGGCCACGAGCCCCAGACAGUCUGGAUCCCCAGAAUGCACUGCGCAGACGCACAUGGAACCGAGAUGAGGUCAGACCGGCGGUGCUAGACAGCUUGCUGCUGACCUCAGUCUCUCAGCUGUCCUCCAAAAUCCGCCAAUCUGUGGACAAAACGGCAAGCAAAAUCAAGAUUCUGUUCAAGGACAAGGACAGGAACUGGGACGACAUUGAGAGCAAACUGAGCUCAGAGAGUGAUAUACCACUGCUCAAAACCACUAACAAGGAAAUCUCAACUAUUCUAACAGAGCUGAAGCGGGUGGAGAAGCAGAUCCAAGCUAUAAAUAUCAUGGUAGACCCGGACGGAACCCUUGACGCACUUGCCAGUCUAGCCCUGGCGAGUCCCACUACACCCAAACCUAAGACCAGCAACGGAGCCUCCAAACCCUCCUCCACCAUCUCCCCUAACCGAGAGCUCCCCAGCGCUGGACUGAGCCGUCCUCAAGCCAGCGGAGAGGCGAGCACCAUUACUAAAAAGUGAAACUUGAGAAUUGAGCAAACUGGACCUCUAAUAGCUAAUUCUCUCUGAACUGAUAGACUUUUACCUGUACAUACUGUCUGUGCCCCUUACUUUCCUGCACUCCACUGGAAUGUCCAUCUUUCUCCAAAUGAAGUUGUUGAAAGUCCCACCUGUGGAUUUGGACAGUAAUAUACAGUGCAGCUACACACACACACACACACACACACACACACACACACACAGUUGCUGGUGAAGAGCCUCAUUGAUCUGAGGCUUGUAAUGCUGGACUUCUUCCACAUGUCUGAUGUUAGUACCAACCACUUGUGUGUUUCUGCACGUGUGUACGCUCCCUUCCAGGCAUGAAGCAAGUGGACUUUGUAAUCCAACUUCGAACAAAAACGACUCCGAGUGCCUGUCUUCUCUCCUCUGUAAGCGUUCUCUUCUGCGAAUAGCAACUCCUUCUUAUUAAGUGACUUUCGUGUCAGAAAUGAGAUAGUGUUGGUUUAAAAGACCUUUAAAAGAAAUUUAACCGUGAAGGGAAACUUUUGCGAGAAGUGUUAAAGAUUACGAAGCUAAACAUGAACUAGCUUACCAAAGUAAGUCCGAUUCUAUGCGUGCAUUCAACCACUGUAAAUUUCAUCCAACUAUUUUUUUUUUUUUUUUCCUGGGGAAAUCUGAUUUCUUGAUUAAACAAAGUGCAUUUAUGCUAUCAAAAUCAGCAUAGGCCAACUGGCUCCAGUAAACAGAACAUUUACCGAGUUACAUAAUCUUCAUGCACUGAUAUUUUUUUAGACUAAUGGAUAGGUAGCUAGGUUUAGCUUCAUCAUUUCAUUUUCCCCUCGCAUUGGAAGGAAGAAAACAUGCAGUAUUAGACGACGUAUUAGUGAGAUGCAGCAUGAUUACGUGUUGAACAUGUCACAUCUGCUAAGAUCUCUGUGCUUUGUGCUACUGUGACCUGAGCCUUAGAACAAACAGCCUUUAAUGCAAGGUUCGUUCAAUAUGUUACAGUCAGUCGAACACGUUACACUUUUAAUCUCAGUACUGACGUUCUCGAAUCAGAGUAUGCAAAUUACAGGGUAUUGGAUACGCAGUAGUGAGUAUUGGGCAGUCUGUCAGCAAAUCUCCACAAGCUCAUUAGUCAUGGAAUUUUUAUGAAGGUGUUCCAGCAUAUGGUGUACGUCCUGUCCUUUGUCUUACUCUCCUGUCACCGCUUGCUGCUCGGCUGAAUUGGUGAAGGGUGAGGGACGAGCGUACCCAGCCUUUCAUUGUGAAUCUGCGUGUCGUAGAGAGAGUAGUGCGACUGUCAUUAGGAUCUGAAACAAUAGUGAAGAUAGGUACAGGACUUUUUUUGUUGUUGUUGCUGUUGUUGAUAAAUGUAUCAGCCAUGUGCCCACUAUGGAAAAUCUAGUUCCUGGGCAGUUUUAGGAAAGAAAAUCAAAAUGUAGUGUGCACAAGUGUCAUUUUAAGGUUCCUGGACUCCUGUAAGUUAAUGUUAUGUGUGUUAAAGGUGAUACAGGGCAUCGAACACCGAAAUCAUAUCUCUACAUCAUACUGCUCUCAUAACACGACAUACUUUCAGUGCAUUUUCCUGCCCACUUUUUUUUUUAAAAUAGUUGUAUCAUUUAUAAUACUAUUGUACAUGUUUUACAUAUGACGGGGAACAGAAAACAUCCUUGGUACAGUUUUGUUGUUUUUGUUGGUUUCUUUUUGUUUCAGUUUACAUUCACAGCUGUAAAAUAGUUUUUUGUUCGUUUCAUUGUUUUUUUUGUUUGUUUGUUUGUUU